Molecule: messenger RNA, 1833 nt
Organism: Peniophora sp. CBMAI 1063
Lineage: Eukaryota; Fungi; Basidiomycota; Agaricomycetes; Russulales; Peniophoraceae
Source: the annotation of a GenBank genome assembly
AUGGUCUCGUUGCUUGGAAUUUCUGCGGACCGCGUCCGCAGGGCCUUGAAGGUCAUCGCUCGACAGGUUCUUGCUUCUCCACUCCUUUCACUACAGUCCUUCGUCCAGGCGACCGCAACAACUCUCGUCAUUUUAUCUUUGACCCGUCUACUUGCGAAGAUGUUUUCCUACAAGUUCCUUCUCCUCAGCCUGUCUUUGGCCUCCUCUACGAUUGCUGUUCCCGCCAGCUACCGCUUCCGUCGUGAAGUCCCCCAAGAGCACUCUCACGAGGCCAUCUUGAUCGACAUCCGCAAGCAGCUCGCUAUCAGCAACCCCGACAACCUCGGUGACCCGGUGUUCGGCCUCCUGGGUGCCGCCGCGGCAGCUCAGGGUCUCGGUGACACCACUGAUGCCGACUGCCUCCAGCAGGCAACAGCCGAUCAGGCUUUCACGAACGCCAAGGCCGCGAACGACGUUGCCGGCAUGACCAGCGCGCUCAUCUUCCGCACGCUCGAGCGUAACUCCGGUUCCGUUGGCGCAGCGUCCCCCAAUUGCACGUCUGUUACGGCGGUUAACCCGGAGAUUGCGGCUCUCGCUCAGCACCAGGAUCCCGCUGGUGAUGGCGCUCAGGCAUUCAACAAGAACCUUGUCUUGGAGCUUGCGAAGCAGAUCGCCUCCAUCGGCGGUACGCCUACGGACGCGCUCAAGUCCGGCACGUUUGCGCCUGGCACGAUCGGUGACCCCACUGCAAAGGGCAACACCUGUGACGAUGCGAACGACACCGCUGGCUGCAUCGUCUCUCAGAACCUCCUUGUCGAGGAUGCUACUGAGGACGAGAUCAAUGCGGCCGUCGCUGGUGUCGACGCGACUGGCGCAAGCAACUCGACCUCUUCCGCCGGCAGCGAUUCGACGUCUACCGAUGCAGGCACCACCGGCGAGUGUUCUGGCACCGCUACCGUGACUGUCACUGCUGCAGCCGGCUCUGAGACGACCGCUGCAGCUGCUACCACGGCAGCGGCGGCGGCAGCGACGACCACUGCGGCCGCCUCUACCUCGACGGCGGCCGCCGGCGACAUCGGUGACUUCGGCUCGUGUUCUGUUCCCCAAAUCGAGUUCGGUGCCGGCUUCGACAACCGCAAGGAGACCUCGUUCCAGCCCGUUGACCAGGCUUCCUACGCGCACACUUCGGCCCAGAACGUCGACAUCAUCAUGCAGUUCAUGUGCGACACCCUGACCAACAGCUGUGGCGCUGAUGCCACGGCCAAGGCGACGUGCAAGACCGCGACUGCUGCUGCCGAUGCCGCAUCGAAGGGCACCGGUGCUCAGGCUGAUGCUUUCAACGCUGCGUUCGGUAUCACGACUGAUUUCGCCGCGCUCGCCGUCAUCAGCAACACCGGUACCACGAUCUCCCCUGGUGCUAACCCCGCUGCCACCGCUGCUGCCACGACGGCCACUGCUGCAGCUGCAGCUGCUACCACUACCGCCGCGGCCGUUGACACCACUGCCGCUGCCGCGACCACGAGCGCUGCUGCUGCCGCUGCCACUACCGCCGCCUCGAGCAGUGCUGCAUCUGGCACCAACCUCCAAACCUUCACCGGCAGUCUCGGUGGCGUCACUGCCCCGGCCGUCACUGAUCUUGGCUCUGGCGCUCAGCCCUUCCAGGUUGACGGCAACUCGUCGUUCAGCAGCCUUCAGAACGCUCUCGUUCGUUCGUGCGACGUUCAGCACAACAAGUGCGCCAACGCGGCGAACUCGAGCGGCAACUCGGGCGACCUCACGGUCUCCGCUUGCGGUGACCAGCAGACCCAGUGCAAUGCUCAGGCGCAGAGCACUGCCGCGAGCGCGCGUCGUUGA